Molecule: messenger RNA, 4453 nt
Organism: Dermacentor andersoni
Lineage: Eukaryota; Metazoa; Arthropoda; Arachnida; Ixodida; Ixodidae
Biological process (GO): DNA repair; regulation of transcription by RNA polymerase II
Molecular function (GO): RNA polymerase II cis-regulatory region sequence-specific DNA binding; DNA-binding transcription factor activity, RNA polymerase II-specific
Source: RefSeq, a predicted model, not a curated record
UUGGCAAACAGCAUUUUAUUACUGAUUGUCAAAUAGUCGUUCACGUAAACAGCCGUGUCGUUUGUGCCAGAAAACCCAAGGUGGCUCACACGGAGCCGAGCCUUGCGGGCUCUCUUUACAAAUUCAUUUUCUUGUCUCUUGAAACAAAGCGAGCAACUAAAUGUUGAUCGGAUGAUCUGGACGGAACGCGAUGAACUGUCUCAACGUCAGUUUAAGAUAAAGGACACUCGAUGACAUCGCCCAUACUCUUCAGAAUGGCUCCGCAGAUCUCCCCCUUUGUCAGAGGAAUUCCUUUAACUUCAAUGUUUAGCCUAGAAUAUUGCUCCAAAUCAGCCACCCGUUUCACAAGCAUUUCAUUUUGGGCCAAUAAGGACUUGUUCGAAGUCAUCAGUUAAUCCUGCCUGGCUCUGAACUCAUCAAACAGGUUGCUCAUAAAGUCAAUGCUUUCGCGAAGCUAGGCAUUUUCAGACACACCAAAGUCGUUCAAUUUCAGUUUGAUCUUAGAGCCCAUUUCUAACAUAAGGGAUUCGAUCCUAUUGUUGAAAUGUUGUUCCAGCUGUUCAAUUUUUUUUGGCAAGUUCUUGACACGUAGGCAUGACGUAACAAACGUCAUGCCUAACAAACGUCGGCGUGAAGCCGCGCACGGCGAGAACGCACGAGCCAGAACGGGCUCGACUAUGGACUCGUCUUGUCUCUACUCGCCAACGGCGCUUUGUGUAGCUUAUCAAGCGCCAAUCUUUGGCUAUAUUCUGCUCACUUGAAUAAAUUUUAUGCAACAAAUGUUAAUGAGCUUUGGCAUAGGCAGCAGCGCACAUCCUUUCCUUUUUCUUUUUUUUUAGCGAAAGCUGCGCUCUCAGUGGUCGGCGUGAAACGCAAUUUACGGCUGCAGUGCGGCGCCGUCACUGGCGAGUACACAAAACUGCCCCCCUCCGCCCAAGCCCGGGGCCUGGCGCAACAAGAAGACAGGCGAGACUAAGUGCUGCGCGGUAACUUUCUCUCAAGAGGGGGCAUCUCAACCGCACUGCGCAUAACUGCACAAGGGGGGUAGAGAAAGAUGGGGUGGCAGCAGCCUAGGAAAAGAUAGGUGGGAAGGGAGUGAUAGGUAAGGGGCGAGUGAGUGCGCGUCUCGCGGACUUUUCUUGGCCAUGAGGCAUGAGGAUGAGGCCCAUGAGGCGAAGGCUACGAAAACUAAGCGCGCCUCUUUCACCGCUGCUGGAAGUAGUCCCGCAGUUUUGCUGACGUUUUCUUCUGUGGAAAAUAAGAAACAAUACUUGUUUUUUUUACAGCACUUAAUUUGAAGCAAUACGUAGCAUUCACUAAUGAAAUAUUGAUAUUUUAUUGUACUCUUAGUUUGCUCUUCCGCGUUUUCGCACACCCGAGACCGUCGCACGUUUUGCACAUUCAUCAAACGCAAAAUGACGACCGUGCAUGUAACUCUAUGUGUGCAUGGGCCCGUGUCUUCUGCAUUGAAGCAUACCAGCUGUCCAGCAAAUGCAGAUGGUGCACUUACAUGAAGGAUACCACCACUGCUGUAACUCCUGUGUCUUUGAGAUGGAUAAACUGAUCUGAAGUGCUCACCAGGAUCCAUGCAGGCCAGCGUGUGUUUGAAUUCCAUUUGUGCCCUCAGAGCUUCUCGCGAACGUUCAAGCUGAACACUGCACAUUCCUGCACACUCACACAGCCAAAAGGCCAUUUCAGUGUCCUUCACGCUCAGAGCUUCUCACGAAAAGUUAUUCUAAAGCAACACCUGUGCAUCCAUAGAGGUGAGAUGCCAUUUCAUUGCCAUUUAUGCGCUAAAAGCUUCACAGUGAAGUCUACAUUGAAGGAACACCAGUGCAUUCACACAGGAGAGAAGGCAUUUCAGUGCCCUUCGUGCCCUCGAAGAUUCAAACAAAAGAGUACUCUCAAUCGACACCUGUGCACCCACACAGAUGAGAGUCCAUUUCAAUGCCCUUUUUGCCCUCAGAGUUUCUCACGAAAGAGUGUCCUGAACCAACACCUGCGCACCCACACAGGCGAGAAGCCAUUUCAAUGCCCUUCGUGCCCUCAGAGCUUCUCACUGAAAAAUACUCUGAACCAGCAUCUGCGCACCCACACAGGAGAGAAGCCAUUUCAAUGCCCUUCGUGCCCUCAAAGCUUCUCACUGAAAAAUUCUCUGAACCAGCACCUGCGCACCCACACAGGAGAGAAGCCAUUCCAUUGCCCUUCGUGCCCACAGAGAUUCUCACAAAAGAGUAAUCUGAACCAGCACCUGCGUACCCACACAGGCGAGAAACCAUUUCAAUGCCCUUCAUGCCCUAAGAGCUUCUCACAAAAGAGUAAUCUGAACCAACACCUGCACACCCACACAGGAGAGAAGCCAUUUCAAUGCCCUUCGUGCCCUCAGAACUUCUUACAAAAAAGUAAUCUGAACCAACACCUGCACACCCACACAGGAGAGAAGCCAUUCCAUUGCCCUUCGUGCCCUCAGAAAUUUUCACAAAAGAGUAAUCUGAACCAGCACCUGCGCACCCACACAGGAGAGAAGCCAUUUCAAUGCCCUUCAUGCCCUCAGAGCUUCUCACAAAAGGGUCAUUUGAACCAGCACCUGCGCACCCACACAGGAGAGAAGCCAUUUCAAUGCCCUUCGUGCCCUCAGAGCUUCUCAGUGAAAUAUUCUCUGAACCAGCACCUGCGCACCCACACAGGAGAGAAGCCAUUUCAAUGCCCUUCGUGCCCUCAGAGCUUCUCACUGAAAAAGUCUCUGAACCAGCAUCUGUGCACCCACACAGGUGAGAGGCCAUUUCAAUGCCCUUCGUGCCCUCAGAGCUUCUCACGAAAGAGUACUCUGAACCAACAUCUGUACACUCACACAGGUGAGAGGCCAUAUCAGUGCCUUGCAUGCCCUCUGAGCUUCUCACAGAAGAAUGCUCUGAACCAGCACCUGCGCACCCACACAGGCGAGAAACCAUUUCAAUGUCCUUCAUGCCCUCAGAGCUUCUCACUGAAAAAUUCUCUGAACCAGCACCUGCGCACCCACACAGGAGAGAAGCCAUUUCAAUGCCCUUCGUGCCCUCAGAGCUUCUCACUGAAAACUUCUCUGAACCAGCACCUACGCACCCACACAGGAGAGAAGCCAUACCAUUGCCCUUCGUGCCCUCACAGAUUUUCACAAAAGAGUUAUCUGAACCAGCACCUGCGUACCCACACAGGCGAGAAACCAUUUCAAUGCCCUUCAUGCCCUAAGAGCUUCUCACAAAAGGGUCAUCUGAACGAGCACCUGUGCACACACACAGGAGAGAAGCCAUAUCAGUGCCCUUUAUGCCCUCAAAGCUUCUCACAAAAGUCAACAUGGAAGGUUCACCUGCACUACCACUGAUGUGAGAGGCUGUUUCAGAGCCGUUCAUCUCGUGAGAACUUCUUGUGGAAGUCUGCAUUAAACCAACAGCCACGCAUCCACACAGGCGGGCGGUCAUUUCAGUGCCCUGCAUGCCCUCAGCAAUCCUCAAAAGUCCUUACUGAAGGACCACGUGUGCAUCCACUCAGCGAGAGGCCAUGUCAGUGUUCAUGUACUCGGAUGUACUCAUGGAAGUUCGCACUGAACUUCACUUCCACUAAUGUGAGAGGCUGUUCAGGGUCCUUCAUGUCCUGAGAACUUGUGGAAGUCUGCACUGAACCGACACCUGCUCGUCCACAGUCCGUAGCGAAGGAUCACCUGUGUAUCCACUCGGGGAGACGCCAUGUCAGGGCUCUUCAUGUCCUCAGUUACUUGCAGAAGUUCACACUGAACUGACACAUGCACAACCCACUUAUGCGAGAGACCAUUUCAGUGCCACUUCUACCGCCAAACCUUUGGACAUAAGAGCCACCUCGAUAGGCACCUUGCCACCACAAGUGCACGUGACAUGUGCGGUGCAGCAGCGCAGAGUUGUGUGCACUCCUCAUUGUUCCUUCUUGCUUUUCAUGUUUUCCUUAUUUUUGUCAUGGAAACUCAGCAUGUGUACAUGUGUAGUUCUACACUAGGAUAAACAUAGUAAGUCUUCACUUUUCAUUAUUAUGUUUAAGCUCUUUGUUGCAGACAAGCACUUUUCUGAUUGAAGCGUUCAACUGCUCUUUACUUAAUCAGUUGUGAGAGUUCGUUUUGUGCACUAAAUAAAAUUUCGGAUUGGAUUUUGUUAAUUAUUGAUAUUUCAAUACUUGCACUAAUAGCAUGUAAUGUUUCAUUCGCAUUUAUUGUGCUGAACACCCAAAAGAGAAUUUGAGUGGCUAUUUACUAUUGCUAUGUAAUGCAGUUAAAACAACCUUUUCUCAGCAAUUGAAAGUAUGCAGUUAUGUGCUUUUUGAUUCCUGCUAUGAUUCAACUGGUUUCAGUGAUACUAAAUGUACUGGUAUGAAAUUUUUUUGCUCGUAAAGAUCUGUGCAGACGUUUGAGAACUUUGAAAAUUGCUUCAUAAUAAAACAUCGUUCUCAUGAA